Molecule: messenger RNA, 1680 nt
Organism: Paramecium sonneborni
Lineage: Eukaryota; Ciliophora; Oligohymenophorea; Peniculida; Parameciidae
Source: the annotation of a GenBank genome assembly
AUGAAUGGCAAUUAUUUUUCUAUUGAGGAUUCUAAUCGUUUAAUAGUCUUAAAUCAAAGAUGCUAAAAUCUGAAAUGGUAACAAAUUAGAAAACUAACAGAAGAAAUUAUGAUUUGCAAAGAAGAAAUAUUUAGAUAAUCAAAUAUACUUUACAACUUUCUUAAUAAAUUAUAUAAUAUAAUACCAAAAGAAGACGUAAAAUUCAAAAAAAAAUCAAUUAAAUAUUAAUGGAUUAAGGUAUUUUUAGAUCAAUCUAAGAUGACUUAUACAAUUCAUCAAGAUUAUUAAACCUAUUUAAUUUAUAAUAAAAUUUCGAUUUCUAAUAUAGAGUAAGAAUUAAUCAAAUAAUCUGAUAUUAGAAGUGAUUUUGAAGCAGAAAUUACCUCAUUCAUUUAUGAGAAAAAUUAAAAAUUUUUAGAAGCUUUUUUAUAAAAUGAUGCGUAUUCUCAAAAUAAAAUGUAAUUGGAAGUAAAUAAUUCUUCAUUAAUUGGAUUAAUAGGAUACUUAAAUGAUGUAGAUGAUAUACUAACAGAGGAAGAUUUCAUUAGCAUUUUAAAGUUUAUGAAAAUCUUAAUGAUAAAAUUAUUCUAAAAAGAAUAUUAAGGAGUAGCUAAUAUAAUUAAAAAACACUUUAAAGAAUUUAUAAAAAAUUAUGAAUUGGAGCCUUGUAAUUAUCCUUAGAAUGUAAAUUAUAAUGAUUUUGGUGAAGGCUUCGAAGCAGCAAAAAUAAUUUAACAAUAAAAUAAAAUUCAAGAAAUAAAAGAAACUGAAGAUUUAAAUUAACUUAAAAAUGGAAUAUAUUAUAUUGUAAAGAAGAAAACAAUAUUUAUUUUUGAAGUUACUAGGAAUGAAAAAAAUGCUUAUAUUAUUAAUGAGUUUGAACAUUAUAAAUAAAAUACAUUUGUUAUUUUAGAUAAACUUUAUAAAUUUAACAUUUAUAAAAUAAGAACAAUAAAAUUAAAAAUUGAGGAGGCUUAUAUACUUAUUAAGAAUUUAAAAAAGAGAAAGCAGUUUGAAAAAUAAUAAAAUUAAACUAUCGAAAUUUAUAAAAAAAUAGAUUUUGAAAGAAUUAACAUGGAAUUAUAAAAUCAAAUCAAUAAAUUUUAUUCAAUUUAAGAUAAUAUCAAAUAUUUUAUAAAAAAAAUUAAUCCUUAAUCAAAUAAUAAUUUAGAAAUCUACUCAAUAGCUUUUGUUACAGAAUUAUAAAAAAAAAAAAUAUUUGAUUUUGAGCUGAUUCCAAUUAAACAAUUUGAUUUAAAAAAAAUAAAUUUAAAAUUUGAGCAAUCAAAUUUAGGUGAAAUUCUUGUAGAUGAAAAAAAUUUAACAAUAGGUGUAGUUGUUUAUCUAAAUAAAUGGAAAUUUAUGAUAUAUCUGAAUAGUGAUUAUAUAACUUAACUUGAAAAAAAAAAAGAUCAAUAAGUCUAAAAUCGAAACUAAGACUAUUAUUAUUCAUUAAGCCCAAAAGAAAUAAAAACUGAUAAUCCGUGUUUAAAUUAAGUUAAUAAUUCUGAAUAACUAUUAAAAAUAUAAACUAAUGUUAAAGAAAUUGAUCCAUAAGUUGCAUAAUUUUAUAUUUCAUUGCUACUUUACAAAUAAGAAAAUAAAGUUUCAAAGCAGAUAAAAGAUUUUUUGGAAUUAAAAAACCAAGUUUGGAAUAGUAUAUUGAAAUUUUUAGAUUGA